Symbiodinium natans is the source of this 3069-nucleotide messenger RNA. The record is from the annotation of a GenBank genome assembly. Lineage: Eukaryota; Dinophyceae; Suessiales; Symbiodiniaceae.
AUGGCGGAGCUGCCCGUCGCGGUGACAACUGCGAUCGACUUGGCGAGCCAGGGCAUCAAUGCCCAGGCCUUCAAGUUCAACAGUCUGACCAUGGAGUCGGACAAAUAUAUCAGCAUCAAGGACACGGCAGCAGAUGGCACGGCGCAGGUUGUGGUCGUGGACAUGCACAACAACAAUGCAAUUAACAAGCGCCCGAUGAAGGCUGAGGCCACAUUGAUGAACCCAGCCGACAACAUCAUCGCCUUGAAGGCUGCGACCGAAGGCCAAGCCGGCCAUUUUGUGCAGAUCUUCAACCUGGACUCCAAAGAGAAGCUCGGCGUCUACCAGUGCCCCGAGCAGAUUGUCUUCUGGCGCUGGCUGGCGCCUCGCCUCCUGGCGCUCAUCUGUGCGCAGGAUGUCUAUCACUGGAACCUCUCCGUGGCAAAUAGCCAGCCGGAGAAGAUCUUCCAGCGGGCAGGGAAGCUGGCUGAAGCAGGAACGCAGAUCAUCAACUACUCGGCAAACAGCCAGGUGUCGUGGUGUUUGCUGACCGGGAUCUCCUCACAGGACUCUGGCAGGACGAUCGAUGGUAACAUGCAGCUCUACAGCGUGGAGAGGAAGCAGCAGCAGUUGCUGGAGGGGCAUGCAGGCUGCUUCGGCAACGUCUACGUGGACGACGGCGGCGUGCGCUGCGGCGUCUUCGCAUUCCAGGAGCGGAAGGCUGGCAACCCCCAGACGAAGCUGCACAUCAUGGACAUCCUGAAGAACCGCGGGGACAGCGCGCCCCCCUUCAAGGUGCAGAUGGAGAUUGCCAUGCCGCCCGAGGCGCCCACGGACUUCGCAGUGGGUCUUCACCUCAGCGAGAAGCACGGUGUGGUCUUCAUGAUCACGAAGGCCGGCUAUCUGUUCAUGUUUGACAUCGGCACCGGAACCAUGCUGGUGCGCUCCAGGGUGUCCCAGGAGACGGUCUUCAUCACGGUUGGCUCAGCCAACUCUGGCGGCAUCAUCUUUGUGAACAAGCGGGGGGCAGUCAUGUCGGCCAAGGUCAACGAGACUGCCAUCGUGAACUACAUCAUGAACCAGCUGGUUCAGAUUCCCAAUCGCCAGGACAUCGCCUUCACGCUGGCGCGACGUUUCGGCUUGCCCGGAGCGGAUGAGCUCUUCCAGCGCCAGUUCAACCAACUCUUCGCCUCUGGCGACUACAAGGGAGCAGCCCUCAUCGCUGCCCAGUGCAAGAGCGGACUCCUCCGCACUCCGCAGACCAUCCAGCAGUUCAAGAGCGUGCAAGCGCCCCCGGGCCAGUCUUCGCCCAUCCUGCACUACUUCUCCACACUGCUGGAGCACAACAAGCUGAAUGGCCUCGAGUCCGUGGAGCUCGUGCGGCCGGUCGUGCAGCAAGGCCGAAAGGAGCUCAUUGAGAAGUGGCUCAAGGAAGAUAAGCUGGAGUGCACGGAGGAGCUUGGCGACAUCGUGCGCCCCAUCGAGACCAAGUUCGCACUCUCCAUCUACCUCCGUGCCCACGUGCACCAGAAGGUCAUCCAGUGCUUCGUGGAGCUUGGGCAGAUUGACCAGAUCGUGGCCUACGUCAAGAGGGUGGGCUACCAGGCGGACUACUCCCAGCUUCUCCAGAACAUGGUCGCCACGAACCCGGAGGGCGCCACCAACUUCGCAAAGAGCCUGCUGGAGGGCCAGAACGGCGUGCCCCUCAUCGACAUCAACCAGGUCGUCAAGGUCUUCAUGGAUCAGAACCGUCUGCAGGAGACAACCUCGAUCAUGUUGGAUGCCCUCAAGGCCAACAAGCCGGAACAGGGCAGCCUACAGACCCAGCUGUUGGCGAUGAACCUCCAGCAGGCCCCGAAGGUUGCAGAGGCCAUUCUCCAGAUGAACAUGUUCACCCACUACGACCGGGCCUACAUCGGCCAGCUCUGCGAAAAGGCAGGCCUGAUGCAGUGGGCUAUGGAGCACUACUCCGAUUCUGCUGACCUCAAGCGGGUCAUGAUGCACGCGCACCAGAUGACUCCGGAGUUCCUGAUUCAGUACUUCUCCAGGCUCUCCCCUGAGACAGCCCUGGAGUGCCUCACGGACCUCAUGCGCCACAAUCGCCAGAACCUGCAAGUGGCCGUGAAGGUGGCCAUUCAGUACCACGAGCAGAUCGGCGCGGUGAAGAUCGUUGAGAUGUUCGAGUCCUUCGGCUCCAACGAAGGCAUCUUCUACUUCCUCGGUGCGAUUUUGAACACUAGCACCGACCCGGAUGUACACUUCAAGUACAUCCAGGCUGCAAGCCGCGUGGGCAACAUGCAAGAGGUGGAGCGCGUUUGCCGGGAGUCGCAGGUGUAUGACCCGGCCGUCGUCAAGAACUUCUUGAAGGAGGCGAAGCUGCCAGACCCCCGGCCUCUCAUCUACGUUUGCGACCUCCACGACUUCGUGGAGGAGCUCACCGACUACCUCUACAAGAACUCGCUGAUGAAGUACAUCGAGGUGUACGUCGUGAAGGUGAACCCUCUCAAGUGCCCCCAGGUCAUUGGGUCCCUCAUCGACUUGGACUGCUCCGAAGACUUCAUCAAGACACUGCUGCAGAAUGUGAGAGCGGCCUGCCCGGCCGAGCCACUUGUGGAGCAGAUCGAGAAGAGGAACCGACUGCGCCUGCUCCUGCCUUGGCUGGAAGCUCGCGUUGCCGAGGGGAACCAGGACCCCCACCUCCACAACGCCAUGGCCAAGAUCCUCAUCGACACCAACAGGGAUCCGGAGAACUUUUUGAAGACGAACGCCUUCUACGACUCCAAGAUUGUGGGCAAGUACUGCGAGGAUCGGGAUCCUCACCUUGCAUACACCGCCUACAAGCGGGCCUGGGGCUCCUGUGACGAGCAACUCGUCGACGUGACGAACCGCAAUGGCCUCUUCCGCCUGCAAGCAAGGUAUCUCGUGGAGCGACAGAGCCCAGACCUCUGGGGCCUCGUCUUAAACCCGGAGAAUCAGUACCGCCGCAACGUCAUCGACCAAGUCGUCAGCACAGCGCUGCCCGAGUCCACCAACGCGGAUGAGGCGCCGACCCCUGCUCUCAGGGUUCAGGGUUUAGGGUUUAGGGUUUAG